AUGGGAAUAACCAAGUUGAAAGUAUUCGGCGAUUCCGCCCUAAUCAUUCUCCAAACUGUAGGGGAGUGGAAGAUGAGGGACACCAAACUAGUGCCGUACCACGAAUGCCUCAAAGAAAUCAUGGAGGAAUUCGAGGGCAUCUCCUUUGAGUACUUGUCGAGGUCUCACAAUCAGUUCGUUGAUGCACUAGCUACGUUUUCGUUCCUGUUGCAAGUGACUGGUGGAGUAGAAGUAGAACCUCUGAAGAUUGAAGUCCUGAUGAAACUGGCCUACUGUAUGGUCGUGACUGAAGAACCUGACGGAAAGCAAUGGUACUACGACAUCAUAAGGUACAUCCAAAGACAAGAAUUUCCCGAAGGAACCAUCCCAACUGACAGGAAGUACAUAAUGAAAAUGGCUUCAUAA
Messenger RNA from Syzygium oleosum, 405 nucleotides. RefSeq lists its product as uncharacterized. Gene Ontology annotation, molecular function: nucleic acid binding; RNA-DNA hybrid ribonuclease activity. The transcript has a single exon. Lineage: Eukaryota; Viridiplantae; Streptophyta; Magnoliopsida; Myrtales; Myrtaceae. Bases 1 to 405 code for a protein of 134 amino acids. The record is from RefSeq and is a predicted model, not a curated record.